GAACGUUAUAGCGAAAUGAUAUGUCUCGAAACUGAAUACUUCGUUAUAAGUAAGCCUCUUUUGAAGGCUAUUGGUUUAUGGCCCUACCAACAAUCAGCACUUAUUUGGUUUCAAGUUAUACUUUUCUCAGGAAUCUUGGCGACUGUGAUCAUAUUUCAGCUGACAACAUUCGUAACUUCAAAAUGUACUACUAAUUUUGUCAUAAAAAUUCUGUCAAAUGCAUUUUUUUUUCUAACCUUAUUAACUAAAUAUACCUCAUUCCGUCUUCACAUAAAUGUUAUAAAGGAUUUACUGACGCAACUUCAAGAUACAUGCAACCAAAUAACAGAACCAAACGAAAUAGCUAUUAUAAGAAAAUAUGGCUAUAAUGCAAGACGUUAUACAUCUAUAUUUAGAACGUUUUUUCUUUCCACCGUACCUAUCACCAUCAUCGGACAAGUUUUACCGAACAUUUUUCACAGUGUUCUAUCUAACAAUGAAUCUCGUCCACAUAAUUUGCAAAUCACGAUGGAAUACUUUAUCGAUCAACAAAAAUACUUUUAUUUCAUCCUAUUUCACUUAAAUACAGCCAUUUGUAUAGGAAUAAUUACAACAGCAGCGGUAGGAUCAACGUUUAUUGCAUAUUUUCAAUACGCUUGCGGAAUGUUUAUGAUUGCCAGUUUUCGUAUAGAAAACGCGAUGGAAAAUAAUAAAUUACAAGAUAUUAACAAUAAACAUUUUAUACUCAUCGGGCUAAGUCGUGCUGUAGAAAUGCAUCGGCAAGCUGUGAAAUUGUGCGAUCUUUUAAUAUGCAGAUUUGAGACAAUGUAUUUCUGUUUAAUAGUAUUUGGAGUGAUUUGUCUCAGUCUGAAUCUUCUUCAAAUUUUUCAGACUAAAGAAUCAGGAGAGAUCCAGGAAUUCGUAUUAUCCAUUGUUCUAGUAGCUGUAUGCGGUUUCUAUAUGUUUGUAGCUAAUCUAGUUGGACAAGAUAUAACGGACCACAAUGAUGAGAUAUAUGUUACCGUAUACAACGUUCAAUGGUAUAAAGCUCCUUUACACAUACAAAAAAUAAUACUCUUCCUGUUACAAAGAGGUGUUAAAUCUUUUACACUGACUAUCGGUGGACUAUUCGAUGCAUCAUUCGAGUGUUUCGCUACGUUGGUAAAAGCUUCGGUCUCUUACUUUACUGUCUUAUAUUCGACACGAUGAUAUGGGAACAGAAUAUUAAGAAACAUAGUAGUAAUACUAUUAAAGUUUUAAUACAUGUAUAUUCUGUAAUAAUAAAAUUGGAAAAAUAGUUUAUUCUCC
Molecule: messenger RNA, 1287 nt
Organism: Ooceraea biroi (clonal raider ant)
Lineage: Eukaryota; Metazoa; Arthropoda; Insecta; Hymenoptera; Formicidae
Biological process (GO): detection of chemical stimulus involved in sensory perception of smell; sensory perception of smell
Cellular component (GO): plasma membrane
Molecular function (GO): odorant binding; olfactory receptor activity
Source: RefSeq, a predicted model, not a curated record